UGUGUUAAAGGUUUCCUUUCAGUGUGACUCAACUCGACUCUGGCGUUGAAACCAUAUCUUCAUCCCAGUCAUCUGCCUAGCGGUUGAAAAGGUAUCAACACCCUACACCGUAAAUUCCAUCAACAUUUGGUACCUUGGAUGAAAGUAUCUUUCUGACACAACCUUUUUUUCGUUCUCAAAGACGACUACAUUUUCCAAAAACCAGAAGACAUCGCCCACGCCUUUGUUAGCUGUCCAUGAUGAAUAGCCCUCCCGCUGACCGACGUCCAACAAGACGAACGAGAAUAGUGUGCAUCAGCGACACCCACAACUGCACUGUCAAGCUGCCCAAGGGCGACGUUCUCAUCCACGCUGGUGACUUGACAAACCAAGGGAGUAUUUCAGAGCUCACCAAGGCAAUCCAAUGGCUGGAAAAGGCCGAUUUUGAAGCCAAAGUUGUCAUUGCCGGAAACCACGACAAAGCCCUCGACCCGGCACUCUCUUCCGACUCUUCUCAGCAUCAAGCCCUCUCCCCAGCGUCUAAACACUUCCAUGAUCAAUCUCUCCCCAACCCAAGAGAAUGUCUCUCCCUUUUCGAGACUCACGGACCAUCAAUCACUUACCUUCGCCAUGAGUCCGUUGAAAUCAUGCUCACGCACCCAAAGGGUCCGAGGACAAAGUUCAAAGUAUUUGGAAGCCCGGGAACUCCCGGGCUGGGAGAUAAGUGGGCGUUUGGGUAUGAGAGGGGUGUUGAAGAUCCGAACUACGUCUCCAGAAAGGAGCAGGAGGCGCGGGUAAUGACUGAUGGGGGAGGAGAGGCGGAAGGAAACGACGAGAUUAAAACCGCAGAGAAGAUUUGGUCCGCCAUCCCUCCAGACACUGACAUCCUCAUCACGCACACGCCUCCCUACGGACACUGUGACCUUGGUGUCGUCCGCGGGUCAGACGGGGAAACUGGAGAUGGAAAGGAAACAGAAACAGACACAGACCAGCAUCUAGGCUGCCAUUCCCUCCUUCAACGCUUAUCAGUCGUUCGGCCGAGACUGCAUGUUUGCGGACAUGUACAUCGCGCUAGAGGUGCUGAAAGGGUUCGGUGGUCCCCGUGUCGUGAUAUUUUGGAUAGAGGAGAGGAUGAUAGCUCUAGCGAGAUGGCAUGGACAGUGUCCGCGACAGAAAACUGGGCGGACCCAAGCCCGGAUCCAAAGUCUGCAAAAAUUAGUUUGGUUGACCUGACGGGUCGCGGUCGUGGGGAAGGAAGCAGAAGAUUAGACUGGGAUGAUGACGCUGACGCUGGUGAGGCAGGAGGAAGGGAAAGAAGAAGAGGAGGGGGAGAAGGAGGAAGAGAAGGACGAAAGGAAACGUGUGUGGUGAACUGCGCGAUUUUGGCCAGCAAUUAUCCUCAUGUGGGAGGCAAGAGGUUUCAUAAGCCGGUGGUGGUGGAUUUGGAGUUGCCGGUUUGUGGGGAAGGGGGAGACGAUCAGGAGAAUUAACAGGAGGGUUGGAUGGAAGACUGGCGGCGAUGAGGGCGAGGAAAGGGACUAGCUGAUUAUCAGAUAG
Molecule: messenger RNA, 1536 nt
Organism: Neurospora tetraspora
Lineage: Eukaryota; Fungi; Ascomycota; Sordariomycetes; Sordariales; Sordariaceae
Product: Metallo-dependent phosphatase-like protein
Exons: 3
Coding region: 237-1469 (410 amino acids)
Molecular function (GO): hydrolase activity
Source: RefSeq, a predicted model, not a curated record